AUGGAAACAAUAGAUGCGAACGAGUACUUGAUUCAAUUCUUAGGAAGUAUUGAUAAUCUUCCAUCAGAAAUCAAUUAUCAUUUUACCGAGUUGUCAAAUAAAGAACGAGAGAUUGAUGAUUUAACGAGAAGGAUUGAACGACGUAAAAAAAGGUUAUGGUGCUUAUAUGACGGUGUACCAUUUGAAGAGGAUAUUAUAACUGAGUUCGAGGACGAGGAAAUGUUGAAGGAAAAGAUUUCAAAAGAUUUAGAUAGAAUAGCACUACUGCAAGAUGAAAAAAUUGAAAUCUCUGGUAAAGCUUUAGCAUUAGUUGAAAGGCAUAUUAAACGUCUUGAUGAAGAUUUUGAUAGUCUAUUUCCUCAUCAAAAUCUUCGUGAUUCCUCAACAACAAUUCCAACAAGUCCUGGUAGAUUAGAAUCACCUAUUAAGUCACUACAAAUAAUUACCCAGCAUGCAAACAUAAAUAUACUUUAUCCUUCUACAAGUAUGGAAACAGAAGAAGGUCAAUUUAGUAUGUAA
This is a messenger RNA of Entrophospora sp. SA101, 519 nucleotides long. NCBI's taxonomy places the organism in Eukaryota, Fungi, Glomeromycota, Glomeromycetes, Entrophosporales, Entrophosporaceae. The record is from the annotation of a GenBank genome assembly.